UGCCCAGAAAAAGAAUGUCAUCCAUUAGCAAGCAACUGUCUUCUAUUGGCUGCGCAGGCAGGAAGAUGUCUUUCUCCUCCUCUGAGAUCAGAAUGGUUUUGCUGGGGAAGACUGGCAGCGGAAAAAGCUCCACCGGCAACUCCAUCUUGGGCCGUAAGGUCUUUGACUCAAAGGUUAGCAGCUCCUCUGUCACCCAGCGUUGUCGCAGGGUCGCUGGAGAAUUCCGUGGGCGACAUCUGACACUCCUGGACACUCCGGGGCUUCUGGACAGUCAACAGACACCACAGGAGGUGCAGAAGGAGUUGAGGAGGAGUGUUAGCCUCCUGUACCCUGGGCCCCAUGUGUUCCUCCUUGUUAUUCAGAUUGGGAGGUGCACUCGGGAGGAGAAGGAAGCGGUGCGGCAGAUCAAACAAGCAAUGGGUUCCCAUGCUUUGAGUUUCUCUGUGGUGGUUUUUACCCAUGGAGACCUUCUUGAAGAAGGGACAUCCGUGAAGGAUUGUCUGAUAGAUGAGUGCAAGGAUCUGGUCGAGCUGGUGGCCGGAUGUGGGGGCAGGUACUGUGUCUUCAACAACCAGAGUUCCAAGAACAAGAACCAGGUGUCCGAGCUGCUUGCCUUAGUGGACAGCAUGAUGCAGGAAAAUGGAGCAGUGUUCUAUGGCAGCAAGAUGCUUGAGAAAGCAGAGGAGGAUCUGGCUCAGGAGCUGCAAGAGGAAUGGAGGCUGCUGAAUGAGAAGGAGCAGCUUUUAAAAAAGAAGCAGGAGGCAGCCAUAAAAGAGUUGUAUGAAAAAAAGCUACAGAUGGUUCAGGAUAAAAGCCAGAUGGAUAUCGAGGAGCUGAAGAAAAUUUUUUUUCAGGGGGGAGGGAAAAAGAUGCAGAGGGAGGAAAUGAAGAGAGACACUUUGCAGAAAGAGCUGGAUAAACUCAGCCAGAGCUUGGAGGAGCAGAGCAGGAAGGAGGAGGACAGGAAAAAGCAAAUAGAGGACCUGCUCAGACGCAAGACGGAGGAGAACCAGAGAGAAAGGGACAUUCAGAUGGAGAAUCAGAGAGUGGAGAAAAGGAGAGUCCUGGCCCUCCAGCAGGAGCUAAAACUCAUCAGAAUUAAAGUUGAUAAACAAAAAGCGAGUGAAGAAAACCUCAAGAGACAGCUGGAGGAAAGCCUGCAGAGGGAGAGAGAAACGUGUGACACAGAAACGUCUGCCUUGAAAAGGCAGUGCGAUGAGAAGUGUUCUGAGCCUUGCAACGAGACAAUCAAGAAGACAUCUGCAGAAAAACACAGCACAGUGGAGACUGUGUCCGGAUAUGUGCAAGAAAUGGGACUGGUGGGGCUGAACGUAGCUUUAGAGAGUGUUGCAGCUCCCUGCUGUAUACAGUAA
Molecule: messenger RNA, 1373 nt
Organism: Perca fluviatilis (European perch)
Lineage: Eukaryota; Metazoa; Chordata; Actinopteri; Perciformes; Percidae
Product: GTPase IMAP family member 9-like
Exons: 3
Coding region: 15-1373 (452 amino acids)
Molecular function (GO): GTP binding
Source: RefSeq, a predicted model, not a curated record